This is a messenger RNA of Phytophthora sojae, 3033 nucleotides long. RefSeq lists its product as hypothetical. The coding region runs from base 1 to 3033 and encodes 1010 amino acids. The record is from RefSeq and is a predicted model, not a curated record. The transcript has 4 exons. NCBI's taxonomy places the organism in Eukaryota, Oomycota, Peronosporomycetes, Peronosporales, Peronosporaceae.
AUGGCACCGGCAAGGGGUGACGCGCCAGAGGCACGCACGCAGGGGGACGACGCGCAGGAGCGCGCCAGUCAAUCGGGGGACGCCAGCAAGGCGUCUAAGUCGCUGGAAACACCGGCGGAGGCGUCCCCUUCGGGCGACGAGCGUCGGGUGCACUUCGCGGGCAACGACGACGACAAGGAGGGCGACAAUGGCGAGGGGCACGUCGACGCGGAUGGCGAUGAGGUCAUGGAGGGCUCCACAGUGGAUACAGAGGCCAAGGAGAGUAAUGAUCGGCUGAACGCAGACCCAAAUGGGCCAAGUAGAUUGAACGCAGUUCCGGCCAUCUUGAACGCAGUUCCAACCACCUUGAACGCAGGCGAUGAGGCUUCAGAUGCACACUCGCUCCUCGCGCCUGGUUGGCGUGAACGUCGAAUCGUGUCCAACGCUGAAUACGCGGGCUUCUCUGCGUCCAAGCUCGUUCUUGCGUCCAGCUUCAGCUUCGUCGAUGAUGGCGUUCAGCGGUGGUUGGAGUCCCAGCGUCUGCGGACGCAGUUCUCAACGGCGCGCUUUCAAGAUGGAUACGGUGGGCUGGAGGUGCUACAGGUUCUUGAAACCCUCACCGACGAGGACUACAAGGACCUUGAAUCGGUCGUUGGACCAAAUGUGCGUUCAGGCAUGCUAGACGUGCGACAAAAUCUCCCGUCUGGCAUGAAUCUCGCGUCCAUGCUGAAGUCGUUGGUCCUGCAGCGUGAGUUUGCUUCGGUGCUCAGUGUCUUCCGCGCUGAACGACUUGCUGAACGCACUUUCAACACGGUGUCAUUCCUGAAACGGCUUCUCACCAAAUACCGGCAGCUAAAAUUGGCGCUCGAGUCCGGCGGCCAGACUUCCGCACUGCGCACACUGGAUCUGCUGGACGUGAAAGAGGGCCUUCGACGUGAAUGGGCUGCCAUGGAGGUGUACUGGAAAGAGAAGGUUGAACGCAUCACUGCGGCCAAACAAGAUGGCGAGUCCGCGUUCAAGGAGAAUUUCAUCCGUCAGCAAGAAGACCACCAACACGCACUGAAUGCGCGUGCAGACGAAAUUGCUGAACUCAAGGACCAGCUGCAGACAUCUGAGGCCCUCUGUGAAGUUCUGCGUCGAGAGAUUCGCGAGAAGACUUUGGGCGCGUCACGGUUGCAGGCAACUGGAAACGUCUCCAAGAGCUCUUCGGUCAUUUUGCGGACGCCGCAGUGCGUCUGUGGCGACUACGCGGCUGAACGCAAGAAGGCCACCGGUGGUGAUUCUGCGCCCAAGCUGGUCCCACCGCUCACGAAAACGGUUGAUCUCACUGGGGGCGACGCUGGAUCCGGCGAAUCCAAGUCCAAGCAAUCUGCGUCCAAGGGAAAAUGUGCGUCCAAGGGUAGUCGCAAGAAGAUGUCCUGGAACGAGUUCCUGAAGAAACUCCAACUGCGUCCAAGCAACUAUCGACCCAGCCCGCAGUUAGCUCUUCCAGCGUCAUCCAAGCUCGCUCGUUCCGAAGAUGAGGCGCGAGCAGCUCUCCCGGGACCUCAGGUCUGGCGAAAGCUCCGUCAUGAUUUGCGCUAUGUUAUGCGGAACGGCUUCGCCUACGAGGACGCAAAAGAACUCGUGAGUGGGGAGCACGUCGUUCACCCGCUCAUUCAUCAUGAGCCACUGGUCAAGAUGCUGGUCAGCAUUAUUCGGAGCGACGGGCUGGACGCAGUUCCCUGGACGAGCUUUGUUCCAGAGAUGUACUACCUCAGCGCUGAAGUUCGACUGGAAAGCAUGUUUGAUCGGGAUGAGAAGCCUGAGCCGUGGUUUUCGCUGGACGAAGAGUACGUUCAAGAUGGACUCGAGCCUCUCUCUUCCAGUAGCAGCGGGGACUCCGAGUAUGAGCAAGAAGACGAGGUUGAACCUGACAAUUCGGAUGCUGCGCCCAAGGUCUCUGAAACUGUAGUUCCAGCGAAGCAGUCGUCUCCUGCGGCCAAGCGCAAACUCGACAUGCUUGAAUCAGGAGCGGCCAAUCAAAAGGAAGGUUCAACACUUCGUCGCUCACCGCGAAAUCAAUCCAAGGCCAAGCCGAACCAAUCUGGAUCUGCGGUCAAGAAAGCGCGACUUGCGGCUAAGGUCAUCGAACAGUUGACAGAGUCUCCGCGCAAGGCCACUGCUUUGGUUAGGAUCCCGUUCAAGCGUCUGACGUUGGAGCAGCUGAGCGUGAUUGAAACGCCCGAUACAGCAACUACCACGUCCUACAGGUGCUCCGGGAUCAAGAUGUGCUUCUAUCAGAAAAAAAGCAAGCCUCAGACCAUCGGGUUCCCGAACAACGCGCCGCAGAAAAGCGACAUGAAGUUUCUUGAGGAGCGCUGGAGUAUGGAGCAGUACGUGACGCUUUUUCCAGUGAAUUCGCGCGGCAAGAUGAUCAAGAAGAAGCUCCCCUGGAACGUCAUGUUCGCUGAACGCACAAAGGUGCUGUACUACCAUGAUGCAGCCACGCUCAGUGCUGAUAUCAUGCGCGGUCUCAAGAAACACGUCGAGUUCAUGGAGAAAUUCUGUCAAGCCUGGUGGGACUUGCUGCACUGGAUCACAAUCAACCUUGAGCGCGAUGCUGCUUCUCAGAGACUCUACAAGCUUCGUCGUAGGCGCACGGACUCCUUGAUCCGCCGGUACAAAACCCAUCUCAAGAAAUUGCGCAAAAUCAAGGGCUUCCCUGAAACGCUGUUUCAAGAACCUGGCGUCUGGCCGCUGCCUCAGCGCAUUUGCAACUGGAUCUGGGAGGACCCUCGCGUCGUUGAUUCAAGCGGCGAGCCCAAGUCUCUGCGUCAGCAGCUGGUUGAGCUGGACGAGCGUGAGCCUGCCCGCACUCUUUGGGCGACUGUGGCCAACGAGGUUGAGCGCACCAAGUACGUUUCAGCCGAUCUUCGCGCCAACCGCUCAAUUCCCCUUCCUCGACGCGCUCGCAACUGGAUCGUCCCUGAUCGCGCGGACAAUGAGCCCGCGGAUGAAGAUGAUGAGGACGACGACGAGCUGAGCGAAGUCGACGAUGAGGACGAGGGAUGA